AUGAGCCAGGUGUUAAACGCCUCGUCAAAUCAGGCAACAAGUGUGUUGAAGUUACAACGAUUGUCGUAUUUGACAGAUUGUGUAGUGCAAAUAGCAAGUGCUAGAAACUGCACCAAACUCACGAUUCGGGAAGACGAAGCCAGUAUGUUGGAGCUUCAAGUUGCACGGGACGCAAAACUAGAUGCCGAACAUCAGGCCUCAAUUAACUUACAGAAGGCAGACAAACUGGGUAUGAUGCUGCACAAAACGCACCACGAGCGUGAACGGUAUCGACGGAUUGUGGAGCAGCACCUGACUGGAUAUAUGUCACAACUGGAUCAGAUCGUGAGUGAAUUGGAGAAUGGAGAAAGUCAGAUGUGUAUAGACAGGUCUGACAUGUCCAGAUCCGACGGUUCUCCAGGCGUUGAACUCGGUCGAAGUGAAGAUUAUUCCGGUGACGACCAUGAAGCAAAACAGCCCAAGCUGUACGCCUUUGCUCGGUCGUUGGCCCAACGUGUGCAAAAUGUGAUCAACAAAACAAUGAAGGACUCGGCACAGCUGGCUGUCAAAUUGCGUCAAUUGUCCCGAGAAGACACUCGACAACGAGCGCUUCAGGCAGAAUUGAGGCGGAGUUUGAACCAGUCCCGGGAAACACAAAAGACGCUCCAGGCCCAAUUGGAUAGUUAUGUGGAAUCGUUAAACGAAGCCCGAUCGAUUGAAACUCAUUUGCGCCACGAGAUAAAAUGCCAACAAACUCGGUUGAAAGCGUUACUGAGUGAAAAGCACAAACUACUGGAUGCUUUGGAAGAGACCGAUCACCUGCGCCGGCUUACCGGACAGCAACUGGAACGGUUGAACCAAAAACUGAUCGACAACGGUUUACAGAAUCUACUCCAAAAUCGAACUGUUGUGGCUGAUCCGUCAAGUCCCACCGUUCUGUGUACACAUACGGUAUUCGUGCUGAAGAGUUUCGUUCAGGAUACAGUAAAAAACCUCACUGAAUUCGCGCUCAACCUAAUCAAUCACGCUCGUGCAUGUGUGGAACAACUACACGAUCAUCCCACCGCCGCUCAUUGUAUGUUGGUUCAUAUCACAGCCAUGCAGCCCGACAUAAGCCCUGCCAGUUUGGAAUUGGCUCGCAACAAAGCUGCUGCAUUGCUGGGUUUGACAUUAGAUGAACUCGAUCGGUUGUGUGAGGUGCGUUCGUACUCUCGGAAUACCAGUCGGCUUUGUUUGUGGGCAACUGGAACACAGAACGCCCAUGGGAGACAGUACGUCACGAGUCUAGAAUUUGCCUUGGAUAGUCUUGGUGAUUCGGUCAAACGAUGGGUGACAAUGGCUGAGCGAUCAUUAGAUGAAGGCGCUGGUCGCACAGAAGCAGCAAUGCAUAGCAAACCAAUCGAGGUGAUGCUUACUUUUUUCACCUCACCAUUGUCGAAGGUUUCCAACGGCUUUGAAUUCAACAUGGAAUAUCUACAAUUUUCACAUCUGGCUUUCUUCACAGUGCAUGCCGCGAUACACGGAGAUAGUAUGGUUCCCAUUAAUGUCCCGGUUCAAGAAUCCCGCAUAUUGAUAACCAAUUAG
Echinostoma caproni is the source of this 1563-nucleotide messenger RNA. Lineage: Eukaryota; Metazoa; Platyhelminthes; Trematoda; Plagiorchiida; Echinostomatidae. The record is from the annotation of a GenBank genome assembly.